AUGGAUAUUUUUCCGAAAUGGAAACUCUUCUUAUGGAAGAUACUCAAUCAUGCUUUGCCAACAACAGAUAAUUUAAUCAAAAGGAAGAUCAGAGAAGUUAACCCUAUCUACUGCUUGUGCAACAUGCAAGACGAAACUAUGACCCAUCUCUUUAGGGAUUGCGAAAUAACCCAAAGAAUCUGGAGAUCCUCUAUGGGUAUUACAGCAAACCAGGGUACUCAUCUUUUGAUACCAGAAUGGAUCAAAAACUUCCUCAACCUCUUCAGAAAAAGGAAAAAGGAGAACAGAGAUAUUAUGGAAAUUGAAUUCAUUUCUACCCUCUGGGGAAUCUGGCUUCACAGAAAUGAAGUCAUCUUCAAAGAUAGCUCCACAAAUCCUAAAAGGAUCAUGGAGAUUACCAAAGAAAACAUCAUGAGAGCGAAGAACAGAAGGUCACAAAGAGAUUCUCGUUUAGAGGAAAACGUUGAAGCAAACAACAAAGAGCCUGAUUGGGAAGUGGGCCAAAAAAGAUCGAUAAACGUUCAAUCACUGGUGGUUGAUGGAGCUUGGAAGAAGAACGCAAAGUCUAAUCAGUGGCAAGCAGCUAUAGCCUGGAAAAACUUAAACAAUGACCCAAGAGAAGAAUUUGUAGGGAAAAUUUUUGCUACCUCUCCAGUCCAAACGGAAGCCUACGCAGUUAUGAAAGCUCUUUCGGACAUGCAGUGGCGUUGCUCAGAACUAAUCAUCAAAACAGACAAUCGAGAGAUAAUUCAAGCUCUCAAGAACCCAAGAGAAACAAAUAAGGAUAUAGACAACAUCAUCAAAGACAUUAGGCGACUAGCUAAUAGUUUCAACUUCGUUUGCUGUAAGAAAGUAAAAAGAGAAGAAGUCAACUUAGCACAUAACCUAGCUAUUAAAGCUAGGAAAAGCUAA
Molecule: messenger RNA, 912 nt
Organism: Beta vulgaris subsp. vulgaris (sugar beet)
Lineage: Eukaryota; Viridiplantae; Streptophyta; Magnoliopsida; Caryophyllales; Amaranthaceae
Exons: 1
Coding region: 1-912 (303 amino acids)
Molecular function (GO): RNA-DNA hybrid ribonuclease activity; nucleic acid binding
Source: RefSeq, a predicted model, not a curated record